UAAAGCGCAUGUGUAUCCAUCAAAAGACAACACUUUCAGAAGAAACUUUAUCCAGGAUUGGUCUUCUAAGCAAGGCGAAAUGAGGCUAUCGCUUCUCAUCAGCACUUGCACUUUGGCGCUCAUCGCUUUAGCCGAUGGGAGGCAGAUAGUGAAAGAUGAUCACUUAUUUCUGGGAGAUCUGUUCUCUGGUGGCAUUCAUUCAAUUGGCGAUGAUCACUUCAUCGGGGGAGGUCACUUCCAUGGCGACCAUUUGUUUGAUAGCGGAAGCCGCACGUUUGUUCCUGGUCACAUUUUUGGAGGCGUGGGCCCCAUAGCUGGUGGAAAUCAAUUCAUCGCAGAACAUCUCGCCGGUUUUGCUUUGGCACCUGGUAGCGCAGGUCCAGCAUUUCAUCCCGGAGGAAGCAUAACUGACGUCAUCGGAGUUAAGCAAAAUGUUCUGGUUGAAAGGCCUGUACCCUACACGGUGGAGAAACAAGUCCUAGUUCCAUACGAGGUUCAAAAGGAUGUGCUGGUACCAUAUCUGGUGGAGAAAGAUGUGGUUGUUGAGGUUCCAGUAGCUCAACCAUACCCAGUACCAUAUCCAGUGGAGACAAAGGUACCAGUACACAUUGAAAUUCCUGUCCCUGACCCAUAUCCUGUUGAGAUUCAGAUCCCAGUCGACAGACCCUACCCGGUAGAGGUAAAAGUACCUGAACCCUACCCAGUUCCUCAACCUUACCCAGUUGAAGUAGAAGUUUUCGUUGACAGACCUUACCCGGUGGAAGUCCAGGUUCCAGUACCUCAACCGUAUCCUGUAGAAGUCCCGAUUCCCAUUCCUGAUCCUCGUCCCAUUAUCAUUCAAGAGAAAGUACCUGUCGCUGAUCCUUACCCCGUGGAAGUUAAAGUUCCCAUUCCCGAACCAUAUCCAGUAGAGGUUAAAGUUCCAGUUGAUCGUCCUUAUCCAGUUGAAGUCAAUAUUCCUGUUCCUUCUCCAUAUCUCGUAGAAGUCCCAGUCCCUGUCGAUAGACCGUAUCCAGUUGAAGUGAAUGUGCCAGUUCCAGAUCCAUAUCCCGUCGAAGUCCAGGUACCAGUUGAUCGUCCUUACCCAGUCCAAAUUCCAAUCCUAAUCCCUGACCCGCAGCCUUACCCUGUCGAAGUCAAAGUACCUGUAUCCGAUCCAUAUCCCGUACAAGUUAAUGUUCCUUACCCUGACCCCUACUACGUUGAAGUUCAGGUACCAGUAGAUCGUCCAUACCCUGUAUUCGUAGAGAAGAAAAUUCCUGUUUCCGAUCCCUAUCCUGUAGAAAUAACAGUUCCAGUUGAUAGACCAUACCCUGUAGAAGUCCCAGUACCUAUUGAUCGUCCCUACCCGGUUGAAAUUAAGGUCCCAUUCCCUGAACUUCAACCAUAUCCGGUCCCUGUUAAAAUCCCAGUCCCAGAACCUUACCCUGUUGAAGUGAAAGUUCCCAUUGAUAACCCAUACCCAGUGAUUGUCGAGACCCAGGUACCAGUUCCAGACCCAUAUCCUGUAGAAGUUAAGAUUCCCAUUGACCGUCCAUACCCUGUCGAAGUCAAGGUCCCGUAUCCUGACCCAUACCCUGUGUACAUUCAAGUCCCCGUAGACCGCCCUUAUCCUGUGGAAGUUGAAGUUCCUAUCCCAGAUCCUCAACCCUACCCUGUUUACAUAGAAACCAAGGUCCCAGUACCAGAUCCAUACCCAGUAGAAAUCAAAGUACCUUACCCAGUCUACGUCGCAAAGCCUUACCCCGUUGAAGUAGAGUUGCCUGUCGAUCGACCUUAUCCAGUGGAGGUUCAAAUUCCAAUUCCUGAGCCAUAUCCCGUUAUUGUAGAGAAGAAAGUACCCGCACCUCAACCAUAUCCAGUCGUCGUCGAGAAGGAGAUCGCAGUUCCCGAUCCCUACCCAGUGGAAGUUCCCGUACCUGUCGACAGGCCGUAUCCCGUCCAUGUACCUCAAUCCAUACCCGUGGUACUUGACAGACCACUCGCUUACCCUUACGAAAUUGAAAGAACCGUUGAAGUCUUUGCUGAUAAAACGUUUCCUAUUUCAUUACCUCAAGCAUAUUCAUCAGAUUUCGAUGUCAAUUCUCAUUUUACUCCUUACGCAUAUGAAAAAAUCAUACCACACGAUGUGGAGAGAAAUUUCGGAAUAGAAAUUGAUAAAUACUACAGUGGCCCCGUGGUACAACCCCUCGCUCUUGAUGUGGAGAGAUUUAUAACAUAUCCGGCUGAGAAAGCGGGAUAUGGCAUCAGCGGACCCUUCGGGCCAUUUGCCCCAGAAUUCUAUAAUCCAUCAUAUACAAAUCCUCUCACAUACUCCAUCGAAGAGGACGUUCCCUGUGUCUUAGAGACUUAUCAUACAGACUUUGGUUACAAGGGAUACCCUCGUACAUUACAUCAUUAGUAAUAACAAGCUAAUCAGUAUUUAUUGAACCAUUUGUUUAUUAUUU
This is a messenger RNA of Zootermopsis nevadensis, 2447 nucleotides long. RefSeq lists its product as uncharacterized. NCBI's taxonomy places the organism in Eukaryota, Metazoa, Arthropoda, Insecta, Blattodea, Termopsidae. The record is from RefSeq and is a predicted model, not a curated record.